CUUUUCGGCCUGUUCUCUGUGAAGUAGACUAACCGAGUUUUCUAACCUUUCAAACUUGGGUUAGUGCUAGCUGACUCACAGCUGAGUCUGGACUGUGCUGUUGUGAUCUUUUCCACCUGCCUGUUCCACCUUCCUUCGAUCGCCGACUUGUUGAAUGUUUCCCUCAUCUCCUGUGCCCUCUGCCGCAUCUGGACUAUUGUCUCUGGAAUCGAUCUACAUUGGAUUUUCCUCGCUAGAUCUCUUGGAUUACCCUCAGACUUUCCCUCGGCCCCGUGAAAUGGCCUCUACCUCUGAAGCACCUCUCUUCCUGGCUCUCUCAUUAGUAACUCAGCCACUCUUUUAACAUUUGAUGGGACCCAGUUGUCAAUCUCUGUGUCCAAGUGGAAGAGCACCAUGCCGUGGACAUCGAUGUUUACCACUGUCCCAAAUGUGAUGUCCAACACGGACCCUCCUUGAUGAAAAAACGUAACAACUGGCACCGGCAUGACUACACAGAGCCUGACGAUGGCAGCAGGCCGGUGCAAGCAGGGACCUCUGUGUUUGUACGAGAGCUGCAGAACAGGACCUUUCCCAGUGCGGAUGAAAUCAUGGUACAGAUGCAGGGCCAUCAGGUAACACAGAAGUACCUGGAGAAGCAGGGCUUCCGCUACCCCAUCACCGUUCCCAAACUGGAUGGACUUGGUCUCAAGCUGCCCCUCUCCAGCUUCUCUGUAAGGGAUGUGGAGGUGUACGUUGGUGGUGACAAAAUUGUGGAUGUCAUUGAUGUUGCCAGACAGGCAGACAGCAAAAUGAAGCUUCGAGAGUUCGUCAAGUAUUACUACAAACCUUAUCGGCCAAAGGUGCUGAACGUGAUCAGUCUGGAGUUUUCAGACACCAAGAUGGCAGAGCUGGUGGUGGUGCCUGAUAUCGCUCAGAAGAUGUCCUGGGUUGAGAACUACUGGCCAGAUGACUCCUUCUUCCCUAAGCCUUUUGUCCAGAAGUACUGUCUGAUGGGGGUGAAGGACAGCUACACAGACUUCCACAUAGACUUCGGAGGCACAUCCGUGUGGUACCACGUACUCUGGGGAGAGAAGAUCUUCUACUUAAUCAAGCCGACCCAGGCUAAUCUUGCACUAUACGAGGCGUGGAGUUCCUCCCCCAACCAGAGCGAGGUGUUCUUCGGCGACAAGGUGGACAAGUGCUACAAGUGUGUGGUGCCGCAGGGAACCACUGUCCUCAUCCCGACAGGAUGGAUCCAUGCUGUUCUCACCUCUCAGGACUGCAUGGCUUUCGGAGGGAACUUCCUCCACAAUCUCAACAUAGGCAUGCAGCUCAGGUGUUAUGAGAUGGAGCGGCGGUUGAAGACUCCUGACCUAUUCAAAUUCCCUUACUUUGAGGCCAUCUGCUGGUAUGUGGCAAAGAAUCUACUGGAGACUCUAAAGGAGUUACGAGAGGAUAACUGCCAGCCCCCAGCCUACCUGACAGAAGGAGUGAAAGCCUUGAUUACUGCACUGAAGAACUGGCUGAAGCGAGAGGUCACAGAGCCGGCCAGCGAGGUCCCGGACCAUAUCAGACCCAACCGUCUAAUUAAAGAACUCACAAAGGAAAUCCGCUACCUGGAGGAGGAGCAGCAGAGUGGUGCUGGAGGUAGCAAGCCAAUGAAAUCUCAGGGAAGUGGAGGAUGCCCGCUGACUCGGUCGACUCUGGACCGGGCUAGGCAUCAUGCUCGCAGGACUGCCAGACGGCUACGGCACCACCACCAUCAUCACCACGCGCCCAAGACGCCCUCCAACCUGGAGAUCCUGGAGCUGCACACGCGACAGGUGCUCAAGAGGCUGGAAGUGGGACCCUUUGAGGAGGAUGCCCCGUUCAGCUCCACGGUGACGGCCAAGUUCAACAAGGCAUCUGUGGCAUCUGCUGCAGCUGUGGAGCGGAGCCUGGACAACAACCUACGUCUGGUGAUGUGCCACGGCCGGAUUAUCAGAGAUGAGCGUUGUCACACCAAGGUGAAGAAUAGUCCGGUGUGGGAAGGUGAGAGGACUGGUGGCCAUCAGUUGGGAGGGGUCCUGGUGAAAACAGAAAUCAAUGACACCAUGCAGGAACAGCACAGAGACCCAGAGAGAGGGGAGAUACCGAGCUCUCUCAGCAGUGAGUCUAACUGGUCAAGUCACCGGCUGUCAAUCAACGGUUUAGAGUUUUUCGAAAGAGUGAAUUCCGAUCUGAGGAAAGGAACUGCGGUGUACUCCGACAUCUCAGACUCUGAGUCCGAAGAGCGUUGCUCUACACAGAAAAGGGACUCUGGGAAGGAUUCAGGGAGCUCAGAUGAGGAGGAUAAGGAGCUGUGCAGGACAGAGCGAGGCACAGGCAGUGUGACGGACCUGCAGCAGGCCAGCCAGGCCCUCAGCCACCAACACAAACCACUCAAAGGAGAACAUCCUACCUCGCCAACCACAGAAGAGGAGGCUGUUGAGGGCAUGCUGUCCAUGGCAGGGCUGCUGUACCCUCAGCGACCAGAGGAGAGUAGCACUGCCCAGGAGCCCUGGUGGUCCAGCCCAGCCCAUCGCUCCCCUGACUGUGGUGAAAGAGAGCCUGCGUCAGGGGAGGAGAGCCAGGAUUCAGACAGCAACUCCACACUGAGCCUUCAGGAUGAGCGGAGGGCCCAGCAGCAUAUGCGUAAGGAGUGUCGAGCUGAACUCAGCCAGAGGAUCCAGGAGAACAAGAACUUCAUGGACAGUCAGAGCAGUGGGAGUAACAGCAGCGAGGCCUGGGGGGACCAGAGCCCCUCUCGGGCUGCCUCUAGCCCCCUCUGCCUGGACCCCAGCCCAGGGACUGACUAUCAGUACUGUGAGACCACUCUGUCACCCCCCCUGCACCCCUCCAAGAGGUCCGCCCCAAACACCCCACCCAUCAGUAAUCAAGCGACUAAAGGAAAACGUCCUAAGAAGGGUAUGGCCACCACCAAGCAGAGACUGGGGAAGAUUCUCAAGCUGAGCAGGAACAACCACUUUUUGCUAUAGCACUCAAGACCCUUAUGUCCCCAGUAAAAACUUUAAGGAACAACUCGACCCCUGCCCAUAUACUGAGGAUGCGUCUCUUUCAGCUUCGACUCUCACAUUCUAUCAAAAAUCAUCGCUUGGAUGGACUGCCCUGAAUCACUGACUCCACAUGCUAGAUGACAAAGACACGAGCGAGCGCACCGUUUGCCAUGGUGAAGUGAUGGUUCCGCUGGAAAAACAACUGCAUGGAUUCUCAGCAGUGACAUUGGAUUGUAUAUGUUGUAGUCAUCAAAAGAGAGAGACCGUACAUUUGGCUUUGUUUCAGAGUUGAAGCACCGCAACAACACAGGAUUGUCCAAAGAUGCAUGGCAGUGGGAAUUUAAAUUACGUCUUUUGAUACAACAACUUUGCAUCUGAGCCACACGCUUUUGUAUCUGUUUUGGCUGGUGCUUUACCCAAGGCUUGCACUAGCCCUUCCAACCAACACUACUUGUUAUGCCACGACAAGCAAAACAUGUUGUGCUUAAGCCGAGAAUGGCAAGUGAAGAUGCUGCUUUCUGCUACCUGGUUUUCAUCACCUUUUUGGGAGAUUGUCUUGUGUUAGUCUGACUGAAGAGCAAGAAUGGUGCUAUGGUGUUGGAACAAAUUUGAAAUGGUGCUAUAGUGUAUAUUCAUGCUAUCCUUUUUGCCUAGCCUCCUGUCACGAUCACAACAGUGAUUGCAUUUGAGAGAGGGGGGAGAUAUUUUGAUGCAGCACUCUAGUCACCUUGCCUUAUCAGCCUCCCAGUAUGUAAAAAGCUAUCUAUGAAUCCUAAUGCAUUAAGCCAUUCCAAAAAAUACCUCUCCCACCACAUUAAGAAUACUGCUUCUGUUUACUAAAAGAGUUACGAGCCUUAUUGCUCUAUAGUUGAUCACUCUAUAGUUGAUCAUAUCAAAUGUGUUCCUUUGGUGCCAUCUAUUGGUCAAAUUAGGGCAGGAGCUUGAGAGUGCUGUUAUUAUUAAAGGUUUCUGAAAUUGCAAAAAGCUUUUAUAUAAAGUAAAAAAUGUACAGAAUUUAUUUACAGAAAAUAAGUUAUCCAUAAUUUAUUUAACUUUCUCUUUUGGUGUUUAUUGUUCUGUUUCUUUUGCUGGUAUUGAAUUCUGUAAUGAGGGGGGGGAGUUAAUGACUAUGACAAUCCUGUUACGAUAGAUAGUGUAACGGAUGUGGGAUUUUCUUCCCUAAGAUGUUGUAUACUUUGCCUCUUACAUUUGUAUGGGUGGAUUUCAGCAAAAAUCUACAAAAGAUUAUACACAUUUCCUAUCUUCUAGUUGGGCUAAGUAUGAUACUUUGAUUAAAAAAGAUUGGUCAAGAACAUUUGGCUGUUUGUAUGAAAUUAAAAGAAUAUUUAUUUUUUUAUUAAUGUGUCAAAGGAAAAAUCCACUCAACUGUAUUUUGGCUUUUUUUUUUUCAUUGGUCCACUGUUGAUACCGUCCCAAAAUGUUUUGCAUGUCAGAAGUCAAGUUUUCAAGAUAGGAUUUUCAAGAAGCAAAGUGACACUUUGCUUCUUAAAAUCCUAUCUUGAAAACUUGACUGCUGAUAUGCAAAACAUUUUGGGACUGUAUCAACAGUGGACUAAUUUUUAAAAAAGAGUGGAUUUUUUUCUUUAAGUGACAGUUUGCUAUUGUAUGUAAUUAAGGCUACUGAUCCAGUUAUUGUUAAAGGGUAUGCUUAUUUUCCCUGUCACUAUAUAUACCCUCAUAUUGGCUUGAAAGACCUCAGGUUGGAUUUUGAAUUGGUCUUUUUUUUGUGAUAAUGCCAAAAAUGUGAGCACCAUGAAUGGCUUGAAAGACCUCUUACAUUUUUAGUGAGAGAUUGCUCCAGUUUGUGUCUUUCUCAGGGACCCAUGCUCUUGACUUAAGAAACGUUUGUUUUGAUAAGCAACAUGAAAUGACACAUCAUUGUGGACACAUUUUCUGAUCAUUGAUCUAUUCACUUUUUUUUAUUCUUUUUUUUUUUAUGUGUAGUUGGUAUUACAAGUGUCACUAAGAACCCUUUUAGUUGUACCCAUUGAGUCCUUUUUUAUAGAAAUGGAAUUGUAGCCUGUCCAACUUUCAUUCCAAAAUCGUGUUUUUUUUUUCCAUGUUAAUUGUUGUCACUUCAAACCGUGAAUGGUGGACAAAGUUACGACUGCUCAGGGCUGUUUGAUGGUGACCGUUUUCUAGACUAAGAAUUUCAAAUAUUUAGGUCGACCCAAAGGAAGCAAUCUCUUUUGAAUAUAAAAACAUUUAUUUCAUUUGGCACAGAGCAUGCCAACAGAGGGGACCCCAAGUAAAAUUAAGCCAUCACUAAAUCUUCACUAUUCUUGUGUGCUACCUGGCAAGACAUAUUGCACUAACUUCCAGGUUUAAGCAUGUCAAAUAGCUUUAAGUGCCACCCACCCAGAACCGAGUUCCCAUCUUUGACUGACUUAUUCUACAACCUCGUGUUAAUUGUGCUGCGCUCCUGUCUAGCUAUUUAGCCAUUUGCGGUUGCCUAUAUAUGCUGUAGAGAUUCAAUCAGAGAAACUUGACUUCACCUACUCCCAGCCCUUGUAAACAACAAUAACAAAAAGACAAAGCUUCUUAGAAGCAAAGCUCAUGAGUUGCUUUCCAGUUACUCAACUGUUUAACUUUUCAGCAUCCAACAUGUUUGAUCGUGCAUGGCAUUACUGGCCUGCUGGCAGGGUCCUAAUAUCCAGAAGGCUACUAUUAAUUGUACAGUAUUUAUUUGACUGCAUUUUAGAUCAGUUUUUCAUUUGUGUGAAGUAUUAUUGGUCAUGGUAUGUCUUUCUAUUCUGCAGAUUGCUUGUUUCAACGGCUAUAGGUUGUGAUCUUUCAAAACGAAAUAAGCUUAAGUCUUUUGACACUGUAAUCUUUGAACGUUUAUUUCUGUAUCCAAAUGUGGCCUGUAAAUAAAAUAUUUUUAAGCAAUGUU
Molecule: messenger RNA, 5928 nt
Organism: Oncorhynchus gorbuscha (pink salmon)
Lineage: Eukaryota; Metazoa; Chordata; Actinopteri; Salmoniformes; Salmonidae
Gene: kdm7ab
Product: lysine (K)-specific demethylase 7Ab
Exons: 20
Coding region: 456-2996 (846 amino acids)
Biological process (GO): protein demethylation; regulation of transcription by RNA polymerase II
Molecular function (GO): histone demethylase activity; transcription coregulator activity
Source: RefSeq, a predicted model, not a curated record